UCACAAACUGUUUGCUGAUAGGCGCUCGUAGCCCUUUUAUUGACGAUGGCAGCGUUCUGUUUCAGUGUCUAUUAGCCGGUCACCUGGCCUUUCUCGAUCUUCGUUGCCGUCCCUUCGCUUGGAUACGUACAGUGGUUGCACGCGUCGAUCCUCAUUCACGUGUCUACUUCAUGUGCAAAUCACCCUGAAAAGCAUAUGUAGUCCCGCAUCGCCUGUGAUUACUUCUCCAUGCUCUUGUGGCCUGCAGUCCCUCUUCGCGAAGCAACAGGGAGGCAAAGUGGAACGGACCGCUUCGGCCAGCGUGUUCUCCGCGUUCGUUGAGGAUCAGUCGGGUCGCCGGCGCAACUUUCAAGCUCAACAACCGUCGCCACACGCCUCGGCAAGACAGCCCUCUCGCCUUCGCGAGUACUCGAAACAAAGGCACUACUCAGACAUCCAUCUUCUCGCAGCCUUCUCGACUCGUCAAGGUUCCGAUACUCAAGUAUACCAGGAGUCUCGACGCUUUUCCCCUCCACUUUUGCGCCUCCGACCUUGUCCACCUUGGUUCUCGCACUAGCCUCGCUAAUCUCACAUCCCGCUCACACCCUUCUCACGAGCAAGAUCUGGACCCUGCAAGAAGGAUUUCCAGCGUUCGCAGAUCAGUUCCCUUUCCUUUCUGCGUCCACGUUACGGUCAUCCAGGUUGCUGACGCAGUCGUCCUUCACCAUGUCGGUGGCCACGCAGUCGCACGGCCCGUUCCCUGACUUUACGCAGCUGGCUCCCACAAUCUGGUACUACUGCCCCAAGACGAAUGCUGCAAAUGGAAACGGCUCAAUCAAAAAGCAGCCUGACCUGGUGAUUCUGUCGACGUGGAUGGGGGCAGCGCCAAGACACAUCAUGAAAUACGUCACGGGCUAUCAAAAUCUGUUUCCGAAGUCUCCUAUCCUUAUGUUAACCAAUAGCAUUGGUGACAUUGUUCUGAAAACGCACAAGCAGCAUAAAGAACACCUGAAGGGCGCCAUCCGUGUUAUCCAUGAGACGGCGUCGACGAUCCAGAGCCCCAAGAUCCUCUUACAUCUGUUCUCGAAUGGCGGUGCACACCACAUUGCUCAUCUUGCAUUCCUCUACCAGCGUCAAUUCCACACGCCGCUCCCUAUCACAGGCAUGGUCCUUGACUCAGCACCCGGUCGGGCCACCUAUGGCAGAUCUGUCGCCGCUAUGUCGGUAGGCCUGCCGCGUUUCUUCCUGCUUCGCCUUCUAGGUCUACUCGUCAUCCACUUUCUAUGCGCCUCUAUGUGGGUGCGACAUCAUAUCUUUCGACAAGAGAAUAUCAUCACGAAAGUGCGACGCCAGCUUAUAGACCCUCAACUUUUCCCAACUUCUGCCCCCAGGGUCUACAUCUAUUCGAAGACUGACAGAAUGGUCGGAUGGAAAGAUGUAGAAUACAACGCAAACCUUGCAAAAGAGAACGGUUAUAGCGUUCGAACUGAAAGAUACGAAAAUACAGAGCACGUUGGACACUUAAGAAAGGAUCCAGAGCGAUACUGGGAGGCUGUACAAGCGGCCCUGACAUAGUCACAACACCGGAAGACCGGGGCAGCUGCAAACUUGAUGCGAAGCAAACAGUUGGAUUCGGUAAUAAUAGACGAUAAGCGGAGUUGCAUAGAACGAGACAAUUUUCUGGCUAAGACCAGGACAGUAUCUAGAUCGCUAUACGGCGGCGCCAGUUCAGACAAAGAAGCUACACAGAAGUGUCAGCAACGUGAUGAGGAAGCGUUUAAGCAUAACAAAGGCGGGUGGCCUUGACGCUGUGUGGAACCGUGCACUGAACAAGAAGAUGAAUACCGCACAUUAUUGUCGAUGGAUUAAAGUUCGCCCUUUCACCAAGAGAAAAACAGAAAGGAAAGAGACGACUAAUUGGAGGAAGGUUUAAAUGAUUUGAGAUACCGCCACAUUUAUUUUCGAAUCCUGGUUACGCUUCCUCUGUGUAUCCUAAACUUCCCUGGUCUCGUCGUUCGAACUUGUCGACAUGCUUGUUCGAAUUGUGUAAUAUCAACCUCAUAUGCCUCUUCAUUAUUGGCAUCUUCGUCGACUUCAAUGAUAU
This is a messenger RNA of Verruconis gallopava, 2083 nucleotides long. RefSeq lists its product as uncharacterized. The coding region runs from base 706 to 1554 and encodes 282 amino acids. The transcript has a single exon. NCBI's taxonomy places the organism in Eukaryota, Fungi, Ascomycota, Dothideomycetes, Venturiales, Sympoventuriaceae. The record is from RefSeq and is a predicted model, not a curated record.